Molecule: messenger RNA, 1140 nt
Organism: Eremothecium sinecaudum
Lineage: Eukaryota; Fungi; Ascomycota; Saccharomycetes; Saccharomycetales; Saccharomycetaceae
Gene: ARO3
Product: 3-deoxy-7-phosphoheptulonate synthase ARO3
Exons: 1
Coding region: 1-1140 (379 amino acids)
Biological process (GO): aromatic amino acid biosynthetic process
Cellular component (GO): cytoplasm
Molecular function (GO): 3-deoxy-7-phosphoheptulonate synthase activity
Source: RefSeq, a predicted model, not a curated record
AUGUUUAUCAAGAAUGAAUACGUUGGUGAUAGGGAUCGCUUAGAAGACUGGAGAAUUAAGGGUUAUGAUCCACUUAUUCCUCCAAACUUACUACAGCAUGAGUUCCCCACCAGCGCCAAGGGUAAAGAGGUCAUAAAAAAGGCUAGAAGAGAGAUUGUAGAUGUUCUAUGUGGCAGAGAUGAUCGUAUAGUUGUUGUUGUUGGACCUUGCUCUAUACAUGAUCCUGAAGCUGCGUUGGAAUACGCUGAGAAAUUGGAAGCUGUAAAGAAUAAGUUGAAAGAUCACUUAGUUAUUAUCAUGAGAGCGUAUCUAGAAAAGCCGCGUACCACUGUUGGAUGGAAAGGAUUGAUCAAUGACCCUGACAUUGACAAUUCUUUCCAAAUUAAUAAGGGUAUGCGUAUUGCAAGAGAGAUGUAUACGAAAUUGGUUGAGAGGGUUCCAAUAGCGGGAGAAGUUUUGGACACUAUCUCGCCCCAAUUUUUAUGCGAUUGCUUCUCGCUGGGAGCCAUUGGAGCAAGAACUACCGAGUCUCAGCUGCAUAGAGAGUUGGCUUCUGGGUUGUCAUUCCCAAUUGGAUUUAAAAAUGGUACUGACGGAAGUAUACGCGCAGCUAUUGAUGGAAUGAAAACUGCGGCGCACUCUCACUAUUUCCUUUCUAUUACAAAGCCCGGUGUAACUGCUAUUGUUGGUACUGAGGGAAACGAAGAUACUUUUGUCAUCCUAAGGGGUGGGAAGACUGGUACAAAUUACGAUAGCAACAGUGUCCAAUAUGCUAACGAAGAACUAAAAAAAGAUAAGAUCAUAGAGGAAGGAAGUAGGCAUCGGAGAAUCAUGAUUGACUGUUCGCAUGGCAACUCAAACAAGGACUACAGAAAUCAACCAAAAGUAGCACGUAGUAUCUACGAGCAGCUGAGUAACGGUGAAACAGCCCUUUGCGGUGUUAUGAUCGAGUCAAAUUUGGUAGAGGGUAGACAAGAUGUCCCUCUGGCCGGUAACCGUGAAGGUCUAAUCUACGGCUGCUCUAUUACUGAUGGCUGCAUUGGCUGGGAAUCUACUGUGGAUACUCUAGAACUUCUGGCCCAAGGUGUGGCUAACAGGAGGAAAAUAUUAGGAGAGACUUCGCCCUCGGCAUCUGAUUAG